GUUCAUUCACUAACUUCAAAUUUCUUAUAAGUACAACCCAUCUUCGUGUGGCAUGUGAAAAUGGUUUUGGAAAUGGAAACAUUUACCCAUUUCAUUUGCAAUUUCAAUCCAUAACGCAUAGAAGCUCGUUUCUAUAAUUACUAUUAUAGUCUACAAAAUUAGAAACUUUGACUUUCUGUCAAGUGAAACAUUAAGUCAGCCAGACACAUUCCACAUUCGAAGAUUUGAUGUAAAACAGUUACAACAAACAGCGUUUUAAUCUUAUUCAAAAUAAAUAAAUAAAAAAAUCUUGAAAUCAGGAAUUGUCACAUUUCUAGAAACCAUGCUGCCAAACAGCUAUUUAUUGGAGUCAACUUCCCAUUUUCUCCAACCCCUAUGCCAUGUUUAGCUAUGUCUAAAGCAUCUUCAAGCACAUGCUCACUACUCUUCCUCUCAAUAACCCAUUUUUCUAUAAGCUUUGACUUUUAAUCUCCCCAUAAACUUCUUCAUCAUCAUUUGGAAUUGGAAUUGGAAUUGGAAUUGAAUCCUAUUAUUACUUAGCUAGCAUCAUCAUUUUCUUCUUCCUCUCUUCAACUUUAUGUCAUCCCAUUUGGGGUUGGAUCUUAUCAUCACUUAGCCUAACCUCAUCAUUCAAAUUUGGCAUUUUCCACUGUUCACACACUUUCUCAUCUCAACAUAUACUCCCCCAUGACCAUACCACCGCCCAUCAACGGCCAGCCUCCUCCGCCACCGGUGUCCGACAAUGGCUUCCCGAUGCUAGCCGUGGCGGUACUAGGCAUCACGGCCACGGCCUUCCUACUCGUGAGCUACUACAUCUUCGUCACCAAAUGCUGCUUCAGGUGGCACUUGAUCGACCCCUUGAGGCGCUUCCCCAUCCGGAGGGCGCGCCUCAAUGAGGACCCACCGGCCUCGUCCUACUCCCCCGCGUCGUGGCAGAGCCGCGGCCUCAACGAGCUUCUCAUCAGAGAAAUCCCAACAUUCCAAUACAACAAGCAACAGGGAGAGAGCAGCAGCGUCUCCAAAUGUGUGGUAUGUCUCAAUGAGUUUCAAGAAAACGACAUGCUGAGGCUGCUGCCCAAAUGCAGCCACGCAUUCCAUCUCGACUGCAUCGAUGUAUGGCUGCUUAGCAACUCCAACUGCCCGCUGUGCAGGUCAGCGAUCUCGGGCAGGAACCGGUACAAGAUAGAGAGGAUCGUUGCACCAAACUCCUCCCCUCAAGAUCCACGGCCAACGGUAGGCGCCAUCUUCGGAGGUGAUGAGGAUUUUGUGGAGAUUGUGAUAAGGGGAGAGGACUUGUCCGAAAACAGACAGCAAGAGAGAGGCGAUUCGAGCAGAUUGUUGGUGAGCAAUCACUCUUCAAAAAAGUUUGAGCACAAGAAUAUUGGUAAGUCCAAGCACAGAAAAGCUCACCAUGGUUCAAUCAUGGGAGAUGAAGCCAUCAACUUGAGAGAGAAAGAUGAUCAAUUCUGCAUCCAACCUAUCAGAAGAUCCUUCUCCAUGGACUCUGCAGCAGACCGCUGCAUUUACCUCUCUGUUCAGGAGAUUCUGCGCCAGAACAGGCAAGCCGGUGACCCUCCGAGCACUGAAGAUGGCGGCAGCAGAAGCCGGAGAUCCAUCUUCUCCUUCGGACAUGGUAGAGGGUCAAGAAAUGCAGUUCUUCCCUAUUGAGACUAACACACAGAAAUCCACAAUUAUUAUGUUUUGUCUUGUGUUCUUGACUAGGAUAGGAGAUUUCAGAUUGUAGGAAACAACAUUCAAGAGAGAAAUGAAAUGAUUUGUCACACAAUUAUAGAUAA
Salvia miltiorrhiza (redroot sage) is the source of this 1796-nucleotide messenger RNA. RefSeq names its product RING-H2 finger protein ATL16-like. Bases 688 to 1668 code for a protein of 326 amino acids. The record is from RefSeq and is a predicted model, not a curated record. NCBI's taxonomy places the organism in Eukaryota, Viridiplantae, Streptophyta, Magnoliopsida, Lamiales, Lamiaceae. The transcript has a single exon. Gene Ontology annotation, biological process: protein ubiquitination. Gene Ontology annotation, molecular function: transferase activity.